CCUCCCGCGGGGCUCUUCAGUCAGCCUUCGCCCGUCCAGCGGCGAGGUCUGCCCUUGCCCCGAGAGCUCCCACCACCCACCACCACACAGGGGCAGACGCGUCCACCCCCGCCGGACUCUCCGCAGAAGAGCCCAACCACCACUCAACAUGCACGCCAUCGCCUGCCUGAGCGUGGCCGUGCUGGCCAGCCUGGCGCUGGUGGUGCCCAGCACCGAGGCGCAGGCCAAUGUCGCUCAGCUGCAGUACCUCUUCGACCGGCCUUCGGAGCCGAUCUUCCUGCCCAAGGAGAGCGACAGGGGAGACAAGAAGGUCGUCUUCGACGUCCCCAGGGAGUACCUGACCGACCGCCAGAAGAAGCUGAGCACGCAGGUCAUCAACCGUUUCGGCGAGAAGGCCGAGCGCAUCUCCGUCCGCAAGAUCACCCUGCCGGACCUCAGCAUCCCCGGCCAGCUGGACCGGCGCGCGCAGUUCUCGCUGUUCCUGCCGGAGCACCGCAAGCUCGCCAGCAGGCUGAUCAACAUCUUCAUGGGCAUGCGCAACCUGGACGACUUCCUGUCGGCCGCCGUGUACGCCCGCAGCCACCUCAACCCCUAUCUGUUUGUGUACGCCUACUCCGUGGCGCUGCUGCAUCGUGACGACACCCGGAACGCGCACCUGCCUCCGCUCGCCGAGCUCUUCCCCGAGAAGUACGUCAACGGCGACCUGUUCGCCCGCGCCAGGGAGGAGACCAACACCGUCCUGGACCCGCAGCAGCGACUGCCCAUCAUCAUCCCCAAGGACUACACGGCCUCCGACCUGGAGGAGGAGCACAAGGUGGCCUACUUCCGCGAGGACCUCGGCAUCAACCUCCACCACUGGCACUGGCACCUGGUGUACCCCUUCGACGCACCCAUCGAGAUCGUCAGGAAGGACCGGCGCGGAGAGCUGUUCUACUACAUGCACCAGCAGGUGCUGGCCAGGUACAACAUGGAGCGCUUCAGCAACGGCCUGCAGCGCGUCAAGCGCCUCAUCGACCUGCGCGAGCCUAUCGCCGAGGGCUACUUCCCCAAGCUCGACAGCCUGGUGUCCUCUCGCGUCUGGCCCGCCCGUGCGUCCAACACCCGCCUUUCCGACAUCUCCCGUGACGGAGACCAGAUCAAGUUCGAUCUGCAGGACAUCGAGCGUUGGCGCGACCGCAUCUACGAGGCCAUCCACAGCGGCGCCGUCACCACGGACCAGGGCAGGCGGCAGAACCUGACCGAGUUCGGCGGCGUGGACGUCCUGGGCAACAUCAUCGAGUCCAGCAUCAUCUCGCCCAACCGCGCGCUCUACGGAGACAUGCACAACUUCGGCCACAUCGCCAUCGCCUUCUCCCACGACCCGGACAACCGCCACCUCGAGUCCUUCGGCGUGAUGGGCGACUCCACCACGGCCAUGCGCGACCCCGUGUUCUACCGCUGGCACGCCUUCGUGGACGACAUCUUCCAGGAGCACAAGCGCACGCUGCCGGCCUACACGCAGCAGCAGCUCGACUUCCCCGGCGUGCAGGUCAAGGGCCUGGAGGUGAACACGCCCGGCGCGCGCCGCCCCAACGAGUUCUUCACCUUCCUGCAGCAGAACGACAUGGACCUGUCGCGCGGCCUCGACUUCACGCCCCGCGGGCCCGUCUUCGCCCGCUUCACCCACCUGCAGCACCGCCCCUUCACCUACAAGAUCACCGUGGAGAACAACGCGCCCGGCCAGCGCAUGGGCUACGUCCGCAUCUUCCUCGGCCCCAAGUUCGACGAGCGCGGCACCCCCAUGCUCUUCAGGGACCAGCGCACCUUCAUGGUGGAGCUCGACAAGUUCCCCAUCAACCUGAGCCAGCGCACCAACACGAUCGAGCGCCGCUCCACCAUGUCCUCCGUCACCAUCCCGUUCGAGCGCACGUUCCGCAACCUGGACCAGAACAGGCCCGGCGCCGGCGACCAGCUCGAGCAGUUCAACUUCUGCGGCUGCGGCUGGCCCCAGCACAUGCUCAUCCCCAGGGGAUCCCCGCAGGGGCUGCAGGCGCAGCUCUUCGUCAUGAUCACGGACUACUCGCAGGACAAGGUCGACCAGCCCCUAGAGGGCAUGUGCAACGACGCGUCGUCGUACUGCGGCGUCCGAGGCCAGCGCUACCCCGACCUCCGGCCCAUGGGCUUCCCCUUCGACCGCAGUGCUCGCCAGGGCGUCGACCAGCUGCGCUCCUUCCUGACCAGGAACAUGUUCAUCCAGGACGUCGUCAUCAAGUUCCAGGGAGACCGCGUCGAAGCCCCUGCCAGCCGCAACGCGACGACCUUCAACGGCUAGUGCGAGCGCCCCCGACCGAACAAAGACAAUAUGACACUUCAAACCAACUGUGAUUGUAACAAGAGUAAUCUUGAGUGAAAUUUCAAGCUGAUGAUCUCGGUGAAAUAAGAGAACGAAAGUGCGACGCCCCAGCUGCGACUUAGACAAUAGACAACUACUCCGAAGACUUUUUUUUAACUCCCCGUUAGAGUUGCUGUUUCCGACAAAUCGACUUAUUCAUUGUAAGACUGUCAACAAUAAAAAAGCAAAUUGUGAUUUGAAUGAAA
Molecule: messenger RNA, 2577 nt
Organism: Frankliniella occidentalis (western flower thrips)
Lineage: Eukaryota; Metazoa; Arthropoda; Insecta; Thysanoptera; Thripidae
Product: phenoloxidase 2
Exons: 7
Coding region: 149-2311 (720 amino acids)
Molecular function (GO): oxidoreductase activity
Source: RefSeq, a predicted model, not a curated record